Messenger RNA from Anopheles nili, 964 nucleotides. Its product is annotated as lysozyme-like. The transcript has 4 exons. The record is from RefSeq and is a predicted model, not a curated record. The coding region runs from base 275 to 778 and encodes 167 amino acids. Gene Ontology annotation, molecular function: lysozyme activity. Lineage: Eukaryota; Metazoa; Arthropoda; Insecta; Diptera; Culicidae.
CCAUCUCCACAGGACGUCGCUCGUCUACCGUCACCGGAUCUCCAACGCGGUUCCACAACUACCCGCGCAUAAACACCACGCGAUAAAGCAGCCCCAUCCGCGCGAGUAGGGAUGCAAAACAGGCUACGCGAGAUCGCUCCACCGCGCGAUCACUUCAGUCGUCACGUACAUCGCCUGCGAAGCGGACGCCCCGAUCCCGACGUCAACGGAGCCGUCUCCUUCAUUCGAAACGUGCCAACUGCUACGCGAGUGGGCUGAAGCAAAACCUGCCAAAAUGGUGCCCAAAUACGCCGCCUGUUUGUGUUUCGUCGCCAUCGCGGUGAUCGCCAGUGUUCGGGGGGAUGUUUCCCAUAUCGCCCCAGCAGCAGCGCAGGAGAAUCCCGUCACCGAGGUGUGCCUGCAGUGCAUCUGUGAAGCCUCAUCCGGCUGUGAUGCGUCCCUGCGAUGCAACGGUGACGUUUGUGGCAUGUUCCGCAUCACCUGGGCGUACUGGGCCGAUGGUGGCAAACCUGUCCUGCAGGGCGAUUCUCCGGACUCCCAGAAUGCGUACGCUAACUGCACCAACGAUCCGUACUGUGCUGCUCGCACCGUCCAGGGAUACAUGAGAAAAUUCGGCCAGGACUGCAACGGCGAUGGUACGAUCGAUUGCUUUGAUCACGCGAUCGUCCACAAGCUCGGAGGUUACAACUGCAAGAACCAAGUGCCGAUCGUGUACCAGAACAAGGUCGACGAAUGUCUCCAGCGGAAGGCCAUCGAAUACGGAGCCACUCGCCAGUGAGAAGAGGCGCCCGUUCGCCAUCCGGCGGUGCCAUUAAUUUAUAUAUGAUAGUUUUAGACCACACGAAACACGCGGCUCCUUUCUCUUAAUUCGAGCGGGUUUUGCACAAGGCGCUGCAAAUAUGAAAAAGCAAUCCAUCACACACACGUUCGUUUUUCAGUAAAGAUAUUUAUGCUCGCUGUUUAU